This is a messenger RNA of Polypterus senegalus (gray bichir), 596 nucleotides long. RefSeq names its product chemokine (C-C motif) ligand 44 (gene ccl44). Gene Ontology annotation, molecular function: chemokine activity. Bases 62 to 364 code for a protein of 100 amino acids. Lineage: Eukaryota; Metazoa; Chordata; Cladistia; Polypteriformes; Polypteridae. Gene Ontology annotation, cellular component: extracellular region. The record is from RefSeq and is a predicted model, not a curated record. Gene Ontology annotation, biological process: immune response. The transcript is spliced from 4 exons.
GGCAGACGGAGAAAAAGAGAGAAGGAGGAGACGAAGCACCACUACCACCACCACCACCAUCAUGCCCUGGGAAAGCCUGGUGCUGCUCUCAGUCCUGAACAUACUCCUUGGGCCCCUGGGAGCAAAAGACGUCCAGGUCCUACACGACGUCCAGUGCUGUAUGCAGUACUCCAAGGGCAGUGUCCGCCUCAAAGACGUUCUGUACUUCGAAAUGCAAGUGGAUGGACCUGACUGCAGCAUCCCGGCGCUCAUACUGUACACCAAGCAAGGGGUAAAAUGUGCCAACCCUCGGCACAGCCGCACCAGGAGGCUGUACAGGAGGCUCUUUAGGCAGCUGCAGAAGGAGGUCAGCGGGCAUCUGUGAGCAAAAAGUGCCAGACACAAGACGCAGAGAGAAGGGCGGCCAGGAAGAGACAGUCAAAGACAUCAAAGACAUGGGAUUCUUCUUCUUCUUUUGGGGACGUAACUCUGAAUAUCGAAUAGAAACAUUUAUGUUUUAGUUUGGUAACAUGUUUUAGAUUAAGGACUACUUAUAAUGCUUCUGUUAGUCACACUCUCUUAUGUAACAAAGGGGUCUUUUGGUCUUAAUAACUCUU